AUGUGCAAUGAGGAAGGCGGAUCCCUCCUCGAUCCCAACGAUCCGUCCGUCCGAAGCUUCAUCGACGGCCUCGAGGAGUUCAAUCGGUUUGCCUUUUCUUUCUUUUCUCUCUUGUUUGUGUGUCCGCAACUCGAACCCGAUCCAAUUAAUAAUACAUUCACCCUUAAAUCUAAUCAUGACGUGAAUAGAAUGGUAGGCGUUUUUUUUUGGUCCAAUUUUCGCCAUGCUUUUUUUUUCUUUUUUUGCGUUUUACUUACUAGGGUACGUUCCUUUUUUGAAUUUUCUGAUUAUUUCAAGGUUCAGAAUCAAACUUCACUGAGGAACGAGCAAUCUAAAACGGAUAUUUGGGACUAGAGACACUUAGAAUGAACAACAAUCCAAAAGUUCCCAGAUUUAUUUUUCCACAUAUUUCAAAACUUCCGAAUGAGCUUCUAUCCUUGCCAAAUCUUCAGUGAAGAGUUUUUUUUACAGAGUAUACACGGUAUUCCAUCGAUAUGCCUGUCUGGUCAUCUGUAUCCUCGGCGUCGCCUCGAACGUCAUCCACAUUCUGGUGCUGUCGAGGCCGCGGAUGCGUCGUUGCGCCGUCAACUGCGUCCUGACUGCCGUCGCCAUGUGUGACGUCAUCACCAUGCUCAGCUACAGCGUCUACCUCUUCAGAUUCCGGAUCUAUCAGGUAAUUUUUUUAAAAAUUCUAUUAUUCCGUGAUUUUCUUCGUGGGCGCGCCGUAGCGCAACAGGUUGUGUGCCUGUCUACGGUCCACAGGGUCACAAGUUCGAUCCCCGCCCCGACCCAACCAAGGGGUUUAAGAAUUGUUGGUAGUGGGAAACCACGACUUCAAAAUCCCCAGCCGUCACACACAAGGACGGAUAUGUCACUGGAGCCAGUCCACUGGUAUCAGGAUAAGACCUCGGCUCAUCGACUUGGGGCGCCGACGCCGCUCAAGCGGUACAAAGGCGUAGGAAGAAGAAGAAGAAGAAGAAGAUUUCGAGAUUUCUUCGAAAAGUUUAAAGUAAAUGCUGACUCAUUUCAGGGAGACAUGGGCUACUCGUACAGCUGGAUGGUUUUCCUGAAAUUCCACGUGGUUUCCUCGAUGACCCUCCACGCGAUAACUCUGUACAUGAGUGCCGCUUUGGCGUUCAUCCGGUGGCAGGCCCUCGGAAAUAUUCACAGUCGGUGGCUUCUUCCAGCCUCCGCUUGGUUCGUUUUUGGUCGAAGGAAAAUUAAAAAUUGGUUAGGAAACUCUUUGAUAUACCAGAGAAAGCUGUAUAGUCUGUUCAGAUUUUGAAGGUCAAGCUACAAACUCCGCCCCCAAAAACGCUCUGUGGAUGGCUUGCUCUCUGAUUGGGUUGAUCUAAGGGGCGGAGCUUGAGCGAUGACUUGACGAUCCAAAUCUGAACAGACUAUAACAAGCUGCACGAUUUUUUAAUUUUCAAGAAACAAACUUCGAAAUAAAAAAAAAAUCGAUUACAACUUGAAGGAUUGUCUGUAUGUUUCCGAAAAUAUUCUACUUUUUUUUGAGAAUUUUUUUUUAUUUAAUUAAAAAUGUUUGCUCGAAGAAAGGAAGCAGUUUUGAAGCAUUUGCAGAAACUUACAAUUUUGUCUUUUUUUUUCUCUUUUUUUUUGCAAAAUUCAUUCUGCUUCCUCAGUCACGAGCUUCACUAGAAACAAAAAGAAAAGCAAAAUGUUGCUCCCAUUGAGCCCAAUGUUUCUUUUAAUCCAAAUAAAGACUAGACUUUGCGGUCCAACAACUUUUGACUCAUUCUCAGGACUAGAAAAAAAAUUGGAAAGCUUGAAGUUUAACGGUUGGCUGCCCAUCUUUCGAAAUUCGGCUUUCGGCUACUUUUUUUUGAAUUUUCGAUGUAUGAGAGGUAAAAAAAAGUGGCUAAAAGGUUGAGAACAAAAAAAAACUAAUCGAAAAACGGGAUAUUCCUACAAAAUAUCGAAAUAAAAAAAAUUGACUCAAUAUUUAAGCUAUGAUCUCGGAAAAAUUUCAUCAUAACUAAGUUUUUCAUGAGAAGAUUUUUUUCUCAGUGGAGCGCAAUUGUGUUUCUCAAGAUUACGGUUUUAUUUCCCAAAUAAAAAUUUCUCAUUUCUCAAAACGAGUUUUUUGACCUCAAACACGGUUUCGGUGUACUUUUGGUCUUCGAAUCAUGCAGCUGCAACAAAUGCACAUGUCCUGAACGAAAACUCUGUAGUUUGUAUCCGUUUCUGGCUUCUCCUCAUUCUAUCUUGACGUGGAAAAAAAAGUUGCAAAAUGACGUUCAUGCACUGGCUAAUUUAUACAGAAAGUUGUGGGGGCAUAAAAAAUGAAACAAAAAAAAAAAAAUUUCCAGGAGGCUUUUCAUCUUCGUCACCGCCGUGAUUGCCGUCGUUUGCCUGCCAACCCUUUUUCUUCACGAAAUCUAUCAGUUGAGCCCAGAUGGUUGGUUUUUACUCGAGAUUAUCCCUGUGCAUCUUAGAAAUUAGAGGAAAUUGAAUUCGAAAGGUCAAAAUAACGGGGAAGAUAGAGAAAACUGAAAAAAAAGCCUAAAUUCAGAUAGGCAACGAUGGAUUUUGUCCACGCUUUUAUUAUUUUUUUUGCUUCAUACGAUUCAAGUCUUUCCAAGUCUACAUUCUGAAUCCGUAUUUUUUCAAAAUUUUGAACCUUUUCAGUAAAAAUUGCAAUCCGAAGUUCAAAAACUGAACUUGUCACGUCUACGGUAGCGGCGUGAGAUAAAAUGUUUUGUACGCGGUGCACGCGAUGCAUGAAAAAUGACGCGCAAAAAGAAAAUUUAACUGUUUUUUAUGACUUAAGUCAGUUUUCUAGCUGUCAUUCAUUCAAAGAACGCUGAAAAGUACAAAUUUCAUGAAAAGGAUGCCUUGAAAUCAAACAGAGUGAAAUACUUCCUGCUAGGACUAUUAAUCUAUUUCAAUUCCCAAUUUUUUUUUUUCUGACGAUUCAACACUGGGGACCUUCUCGCAACAACAAGGAAAACAAUUUUCUGUCCCAAUCAAUUUUUUAAAAAAAAUUGUAUCUGAAUUGAGAUAAAAUUACUCCUUUUUCAGUCGUCGAAACGUCAACAGUGUCCGAAGUUAUGCGGUUAUCGGGACAAGGACUCAGUCCACAACCUGAGCCUUUCUACAGUCUAAACUUCUCCACCUAUUCGUGCGCCUUCUUCAAGUUCAACCUCUGGAUGUUGGCCAUUGUUUGAAGGUAAUAAUUGUUUUAAAAACAUAUCGAAAAAUCAAUUAUCCAGGCGAUUCCUUGCGGGCUUCUUCUUUGGUUCACGAUCGCCUUGGUUUUGAAACUGCGGCAGACCGACGAGAAGCGGAAUUAUCUCUACUCUAAGAGUUUCCGGAAGCACAUCAAGAAAACGACGGUUCCUGACAGGACCACUUACAUGUUGAUCAUCAUGCUCGUCGUGUUCCUGAUAACGGAAUUGCCUCAAGGAGUUCUGGCCCUUCUGAAUGGUCCGUUUUCCUUUUAGCUUUCUGGAAGUUACGGAAGGAUUUCAGGACUGUACACUACUGAUAUCAACACGCACAUUUAUCGGAAUGUCGGAGAAUUGUUGGAUUUCCUGUCGUUGAUCAACUGCAGGUUGGUUUUGUACUUUCAAGAAAGUGGAAUGAGGAUAGAAUUAAAGUCUCAUGAAAAGUGGAAAAGUGUAGGAGUUUGGAAAAUAUUUUUAUUAUUCAAAAUAAACUGGUCUUUAGACUGUAUUAGACCUGUUUAUUUCGAAUAGAAAAAAUUAGGAGUCUACCAAAGUGAAACUCGAAAUACUUCUCUAAAAAAAUUUGACAUAACAAGAAAAUCUCCCCCUGAAAAUAUUAUUUUUUUCGAGCUUAUGAUUCAACUUCCUCUCUGGAAUAGAUCUGAAUAUAUGAUCUGAAAAAUAAAAACCAAAAACAUGGAGAAUUUUAAAAGUCAAACUUUCCUUCCUUUAUGAAAAUUCCAUCUUUCCAGCGUGGAUUUUGUGCUGUACUGCUUCAUGAGCUCGCGAUAUCGCCAAACCUUCGGCCACAUGCUCAUCCGUGUGGAAUCCUGGCUCCGGAAUCAACAUCACCGACGCAAACUCGCCAAGGAAAUCGCAAAAGUCCCGCCGCCCACUAUGGUUUAA
Messenger RNA from Caenorhabditis auriculariae, 4097 nucleotides. Lineage: Eukaryota; Metazoa; Nematoda; Chromadorea; Rhabditida; Rhabditidae. The record is from the annotation of a GenBank genome assembly.